Molecule: messenger RNA, 1589 nt
Organism: Sebastes umbrosus (honeycomb rockfish)
Lineage: Eukaryota; Metazoa; Chordata; Actinopteri; Perciformes; Sebastidae
Product: CDPK-related kinase 3-like
Exons: 10
Coding region: 1-1551 (516 amino acids)
Biological process (GO): negative regulation of apoptotic process; regulation of mitotic cell cycle; protein autophosphorylation
Cellular component (GO): cytoplasm
Molecular function (GO): protein serine/threonine kinase activity; ATP binding
Source: RefSeq, a predicted model, not a curated record
AUGAGCUACAGGAACUCGGCUGGCUGUGAAGAACUCUGGCUCCUGACUCGCACUGCUGAAGCAGUAUGUGGUCAGGAGGAACGGGAGCAGCAGCAGUCUGACGCCAACGCCUCCUCAGCUGCCGUCUCCAUUCCUGCAAGCCGCAUGGUUCCGGGGGGAUCACAAGGACUCAUCCCCUCGGACUACAUGGAAAUCAGAGAGCUCUUUGAGCUAAAUCAGAGGACCCUGUCCCAGUGGGAAGAGUUUAACAUGAAGCUGUGCCGAUGUGUUUUUGGAGGACUUAUUUUCCACAUUAGGUCCUGUGACUGUCAACAAGCUGAUGUAUCUCUGUUUUUUUUCUCAUCUGUAGAAAACCUCAUCUUAUCUGCGGAGGAUGAGAGCAAGAGAGGCGGUAAGAGAAAGAAGAAGAGGAGGCCAGACCUGGACCUGACAGAGACCAAGGACGACAAACUGUGCACCCCACAAAAUUUGCCCGCACACGUUCAAAGAGAGCUCCCUAGCACGUCUGAACUAAGUUCAGCGCCUGCAAUGGAUAGGACUAGGUCGACUAGGAGGCUUCAAAGGAGGACCUGUCCUUGCACAGAGACCGUCUUGCAGCACAGGACAAUGGUCUCCGAAGGUGAACACCCAGACACCUCUGAAGAGGAGCUCCGUGAGAGACUGUUGAAGAGGAAAGCCAGAGAAGACGGAGAAGGACCGUCCUCUUCAGUGGAUGUUCACAGAGAAAACCUGACGGAGACCAAGGACAGGACCAAACUCUACUCUGCACAAAAGUUGCCCGUCCACAUGCGAAGAGCUGCAUUCGAGGCCAAAUACAAACAACAGAAGAAGCUCGGCGAAGGAGGGUGUGGAUCUGUGUUUGCUGGCUAUCGCAAAGCAGAUCAUUUGCCUGUUGCCAUCAAACACGUUCCAAGCGAGACUCAGUUCAUCAAACACGUGUACAAGAACGGGAAUACGGUCUCCGUGGAGGUCGCCGCCAUGUUGAAACUCGCCGCCAAUACAAGUGGCUCAGCGGCCUCCUCGGCACCUGUGUCCCUACUGGACUGGUAUGAUCUGGAACAUGAGCUGAUCCUGGUGCUGGAGAGACCAGUCCCCUGCGUGGACUUGGCCACGUACAUCUGCUCAAAGGGAGGCUCCUUAAAAGAGGAAGAGGCCAAGAUCAUCAUGAAACAGCUGCUUGAUGCAGCAAUUGAGCUUCAGGAUAAGAGCAUCUUUCACCGGGACAUCAAGGUGCAAAAUAUCUUGAUCGAGACUGGCUCGGACGUCCCGCGAGUUCGCCUCAUUGACUUUGGUCUGAGCUGCUUCGUCAAGAGCUGCUCCACUUACCAACACUUCUACGGUACCGCUAAUCACAUCCCUCCGGAGUUGUACAUUAAUCAACGCUACAGGGCCGGCCCCACCACAGCGUGGCAGAUGGGAGUGGUCCUGUUUGAAGCGCUCCACAAGAACACAUCUUUUGAGACCCUCGCGUUCCUCCAAAACAGUCUGAGAAUCAGGAAGACGCUGCCCAAAGGUAACAAAAACAUACACAAACAUGUCAACAGACACUAAUCUGUUCAUUUCAGUUCACGUUCUGAUGGAUCUCUGUA